Molecule: messenger RNA, 282 nt
Organism: Echinostoma caproni
Lineage: Eukaryota; Metazoa; Platyhelminthes; Trematoda; Plagiorchiida; Echinostomatidae
Source: the annotation of a GenBank genome assembly
AUGCAUGUGAUCAUCAGAACAUAUGAUGGGCGAGAAUGUAUUGUAGAUGUGCCACCGGACGGCACUCUUCGUGAUGUGAAAGACGCGUUGAAUUUGCGGAUGGGAAUUCCUGUGAACCGUCAAAGAAUUGUGCUCCAUCCGAAAGGACCUUUACCGGAUCGGGAUCUCAUGUCUCAGCACAACAUUCGGGAAGGUUCUAUCCUCAUGCUUGACUACUUGCCAGAGAAACAGAUUCGUUUGCUUCACCCGGAACCCUCGGUUUACCGUAGCCUAUACGACUAA